Molecule: messenger RNA, 1987 nt
Organism: Sodiomyces alkalinus F11
Lineage: Eukaryota; Fungi; Ascomycota; Sordariomycetes; Glomerellales; Plectosphaerellaceae
Product: PCI domain-containing protein
Exons: 4
Coding region: 156-1628 (490 amino acids)
Cellular component (GO): nuclear proteasome complex; proteasome regulatory particle, lid subcomplex; cytoplasm
Source: RefSeq, a predicted model, not a curated record
CAGCCUGGUAGAAGCUCGACAUCAUUCAACUUCAUUGCCAGCCCUGUCACCUCCCCGCCUCCUUCGCCCAAUCCGACGCACAAAUCAUCAACAAUCCCAAUCGAUUGCACCAGUCACUUCAUACACCUCUGUACAUUGCAUUUGGACACGACACUAUGGCGGAACGAAUGCUGAAGCCCGAGAAGGACUUCUCGAAGGAGGCAGACAAACAGAUCCCAGAGGCUGAGAAGCUUGCAUCGACCGAUAUCCAGGCUGCCAUCGAGCAUCUCGCCGUCCUUGAAAAGAAGGCCCGCCAGGCGUCAGAUCUCGCAACCACAUCCCGCCUACUAAUCGCCAUCGUUACACUCUGCAAAGAUGCCGGAAACUGGUCUUUGAUGAACGAGCAGGUGCUCCUGCUCUCGAAGAAGCAUGGCCAGCUCAAGCAAGCCAUCACCAAAAUGGUGCAGGUGGUCAUGGGGUUCUUCGACAGCACGCCGAACCUGGAGACCAAGCUCUCCGCGAUCGAGACGCUACGGACGGUCACCGAGGGCAAGAUCUUCGUCGAAGUCGAGCGGGCGCGCGUGACCAAGGUGCUCUCCGACAUCAAGAAGGACCAGGGCGACCUCAAGGCCGCCGCCGACAUACUGUGCGAGCUGCAGGUCGAGACGUUCGGGUCCAUGGACCGGAGAGAGAAGACCGAGUUCAUCCUGGCGCAGGUGGCGCUGUGCAUCGAGGUCGGCGACUGGAACCAGGCCGGCAUCCUGAGCCGCAAGAUCAGCACCCGCUACCUGGCGAGGAAACCCAAGAAGACGCCCGAGGACCUGGAGAAGGAGCGGAAGGAGCGCGAGAAGAAGAAGGCCCGCGGCGAGGAGGUCCCGGAGGAGAAGGAGGACGACACAACAGACUUGAAGCUGCGUUAUUACGAACAGCAGGUCACCCUCGCCAAACAUGACGACAAGUACCUUGACGCCUGCAAACACUACCGGCAGGUUCUGGAUACCGAGGCGGUGGAGGAGGACCCUCGCCAGUUGCACGCUACCCUCCAACGUAUCAUCUACUUCGUCAUUCUUGCCCCCCACGAUAACGAGCAACAUGACCUUCUGCACCGGAUCCAGCGUGACAGCCGCAUUAGCGAGGUACCCGUGGAGGCGGAGCUGCUGAAGCUCUUCACGAUCCACGAGCUGAUGCGAUGGCCCGAAGUGGCCAAGAAGUUCGGCCCGCACCUGUGCCAGACGGACGUGUUCGACGCCGAGCCGGGCCAGUCGGCGGACGAGAAGGCGCACCAGCGGUGGAAGGACCUGCGCAAGCGGGUGAUCGAGCACAACGUACGGGUGGUGGCCAAGUACUACACGCGCAUCCAGAUGGGCCGGCUGACCCAGCUCCUGGACCUCGCGGAGGACGAGACGGAGAAGUACAUCAGCGACCUGGUCACGUCCAAGACGGUGUACGCCAAGAUCGACAGGCCAGCGCGGAUCGUGAGCUUCGCCAAGCCGAGGGAUGCCGACGACGUGCUCAACGAGUGGAGCGGCAACAUGAAGAGUCUCCUGGGCCUGCUGGAGCGCAUCGACCAUCUGAUCACCAAAGAGGAGAUGAUGGCGCGGAUCCAACCGACCUCCAAGUCGGGCAAGGGCAAGGCUGUGAAGGGCUGAGAGGAAAACACGCAAGGAGAGUGGUGAUUGGAGCGAGGAGUGCAUGCUUUUUUUCUUGGGGCCAGGGCAAGGGUGAUUCGGACUUUUUUUUCUGUUUCUGGACAGGUCCGGUGUAGAACAUAGAAAAUACCAUGGCCCUUAAGAGGAGAUGACGGGGCGAUGUAACAUUUAUGAAAGCCCAGAUUUCCCAUCCCGUCUAGUGUCUGUCUAUAUGUCUUGUUUAUGUGGCUUAGGCGUCUAUCAUCACACAGCUCAUUCAUUCCCAUUCAGUGCCGGCGCCCCUUAUUCAUCGCCAACGAAUCUUUCCCAUCCUUGCAAACCAAUCCGUUACCAUCAUCGCUGAAAAUACGCGUCCCCCC